CACAACUUGAGUGGUAUGCGUAGCUUCCUUCCAUGGCUCUACUACAUGCCCAAUACGAUACAGCACACUGACGAGGACUCCAUAGAACACUUUGCCAAACCGUCGACAACGCCACGAAUUCACACUAGGUAUUCCAAUGGCAUGCAAUAUAUCAGAAGGCUUACCGGAAGAGGUUAUUACAUCUUCUGCAGACAGAAAAGAACCGGUUUCCAUUGAAGCUUUGCCAAACGAAAUACUGUCUCAAGUCUUCGGAUACUUGGAUACUUCACCACCAUCACAUGGCAUUGAUGCUCUCCACGACGAGCCCGACUUUGAUAUUACAAGGUCCGAGGAUAGUCCUCUGAAGGCAUGCUCCCUCGCUUCUAAACGGUGGAGAGAUGUGUCGAAGUCAAUUCUGUUCAAAAAUGCGCAAUUUAUUGUCCGGCAAAACACAACUCGGAGCAUCAUGCUCAGCCAGCAGAUGAAGCCCUUCUUUGACUUUGUACUCGCAAAUUCUCUACGACACAUCAAUUCUUUCUCGCUAAUUGUCUAUGACAGUCGGGUCACAGAUAAUGCGAAGAGUGAACGUCGACUCGACGACUUUGCGGACUUCUGGUCUUUGUUGUUUCGAAUGAUCGAUCCUGUCAGUUUCCUUAUUGUUGCCCCACCCGAAGCUUUAGGUGCUCUCACCUCCUGCCGUGUCAUCCUUACAGAUGCGUGGAAUUUCGAUUGCCCAUGUCAUUAUCUGCGUCUUCAAAGGCCACUUGGACCGUCUCACGACAAAGCUUCAGGACCGAUCGGUGGCUCCGUGGAAAGUCUUUCUAGCCCGAAAGAUCCCCCUGUAAAAGAUCUCCAGCAGAGUGCCCAUGUGACAUCUACAAAUUUGUUUGGUAUUCGACCAUGGGACAGACUUCUACUCAAUGAAGGCUCUUUUAUCAAAGCCUAUGCCACUUACGAGUUCUGGUUGAGAAAAGCUCCCUCGAUUCUACAAGAUCUCUUCGGUGCAUCAGCUCAAAAUGACAAGGCUCACAUCAGUCCCACGAUUUGCGACAUGGAAUAUAUCGCAUUAUUUCCAAUGUGUGGUCAUUUCGCAGAUCUCUCUGAGAACUUACCAAGACUGGAUCGUCUUUACUGUCAACUUGUACCACGAAAUCAAAUUCUUUCGGAUCCCAAGAAGAUGGUUCAAGUCGAAUCCGAAGAUCUAUGGAUGGAGAGAAACGCAUCUUAUGCCUCCCUGAUGCGAGAGCUCUUCACCUCACCACCUAGCCAUAAUUACCAGCACCUCAAAGUUUUUGAAUCCGGCGAUGCAGCCGACCGAGCUGCUUGGGCGAUGGCAGUGGAGUAUGUCAAGCGAGCAGGGAAUGGUUGGAUGGUUGGUGGAGAUGGUAUCUUUGUGAGAAAGCCAGAAGAUGUCAAGCCUCUGGACGGUGAGACCGAAGUGGAACCAUCGACAUUUCAUGGCUCAUUGAUCAGGUGGGCGUGGAAUGGCACUGCAGAACUUCCAGUUUCCGCCUAUCCGUUGUAUGAUCAUCCUAUGGGGCCAUAGGCAGGCUUUUAACGGGUACUAAUACUUCAUGAAGGUGGCAUUACGUGAUUGGCUUCUUUUCGCGGACCUAUUAAACAUCAAUCACAGUUUGCACUGUGAGACUUGUUCUCGGCUUUUUGGACUUUCUAGAUAAAAUCUCAUGGUUGUCAUAUGCUCUAGGCAGAGGCACAGGCGAAGUAUGUCGAGCCGGGACGUGUCAUGGUGACCCGACUGAAGGACAUGUUUCAAUCCUUCAGCAUCAGCUUCCCCUUCGUUGCUCAUAUCACCAGACAUGUGAACACGAAUACAUGGUUUUAUAUGGAUUCAGUCGCUCCACAAACCCAUCCAUUCGUGUAUCUAUCAACGACGGUCGAUUGACAUCCUACCCAACAUGAUCAGCUCACUUUCAGUCAAGCCCAAACUAAGGGGAAUGAUGUGACAGAUCAUUGUCCUGUCAUUUGUUCUAAGUAUUGAAACUUGUUUGAGUCCAAAAGUACCGACAGGUAGGAAUCUUUGUCAAGCAUUCUGGCGGUAAAGGCUUUCCCCGCUGCUCUACAACUAUGCGUCCCUUCGUCGAUCAGUUCCGCCAAGCUUUAACGAAAAUCCUUCAAAGAUGGCUUUCACGAAAUUUUUCCAUAACAUACACAGUGGACGUAAUCCCAAUGUGCGUUCACGACCGAGGAUGCGGGUAGCUCCCCGACUGUAACUUCCGCUGAGCACGAUUUGAUAUCAGGGGCCCUGUUUCGUUCAUCCCUCAGCACAUUCCAUUAGAUGUCUCGAGAAUGCCUGGGAACUUUGGGACGGACAAGACUCCGGGAUACUUGGCUGAAACACUGCUGUACAUGGUCUCUUCCGCUCCUGAGUACCAUAAUUCUCGGAAAAUACAAGCCACAGUGCCAUUUGUGUAAUUGGAAAUUGGAGCUCCUAGCAUAUGCAACCAUCAUGUUCUCACUGUUGUGUCUUGCUAAGAUUGGUUCCCUCAUUUCAACAUCUCUUUGCUCAGAUGGUCUUCUCAUGUCAACAGCUAGUGGGGAAAUACUUGUAUCCAUCGAUCACAGUACCCCUGUCGUUCAUAUUCUUUCAAAAAUUCCUUAUCCAGAGACUCCUGUGGAAACCUCAGAUUCGAACAAAGACCUCAUAGAGCGUCGUUAAUAUAACUGCUUUGAG
Cadophora gregata is the source of this 2671-nucleotide messenger RNA. RefSeq lists its product as uncharacterized. NCBI's taxonomy places the organism in Eukaryota, Fungi, Ascomycota, Leotiomycetes, Helotiales, Ploettnerulaceae. The record is from RefSeq and is a predicted model, not a curated record. The transcript is spliced from 3 exons. Gene Ontology annotation, molecular function: protein binding. The coding region runs from base 137 to 1525 and encodes 462 amino acids.